Molecule: messenger RNA, 642 nt
Organism: Ascoidea rubescens DSM 1968
Lineage: Eukaryota; Fungi; Ascomycota; Saccharomycetes; Ascoideales; Ascoideaceae
Gene: PIN2
Product: Pin2p
Exons: 2
Coding region: 1-642 (213 amino acids)
Cellular component (GO): cellular bud neck; plasma membrane
Source: RefSeq, a predicted model, not a curated record
AUGAUUAUUCCAAGUGAAUUUUUAAGCUCAAAGGAAAUACUAUGUCCUAAUAGAUUGUUAUUAUUGGCAAGAGAUGUAGCGGAUGCUGUUGAUGGUGUUGAAGAUGCUUACAAUGACACUGUUUCAACUGCUAAAUCCUUUCAAAGUUGGGACACAUGUAUGGAUAAUAAUGUUUGCAAAUGGGUUGCAAUUGUUGGGAUUAUAUUGGCAUCCUUAUUGGUGAUAUGGCUUUUAUCGACUUUGAUCCAAGUCAUCUGUUGCGGUGCAACUUGUAUAGGCGCUUUAUGUUGCUGUUUCUUCAAAUGUUGUUCAUGUUGUUGUCCCUCAAAAUCCAAAAAUCGUGAUGUUAGUGAUGGCAACCAACAAUUUUCAAACUUCUUCAAUAAACAAAAAGUCGCCAAAUUUUCUCCAUUGGCUAAUCCGAACAUGUAUCCUCCAAAACAAGAAACUCCAAAUUACUAUGAACAAUUAAAUGGCGAUUCCCAAAAUGCUCCUCAAGAUUUGAAUGAUCCUUAUGAUAAAAAUUCUUUUAAUAACUAUCCAAAUAACGCUUAUGAAAAAAUAGAAAUGGCUUCCUUUCCAAAUCAACCUGGAGCUCAAUAUCAAAAUCAACAUCAAAAUCAAGGCCAUACUCAUUUUUAA